Messenger RNA from Pelagomonas calceolata, 667 nucleotides. The record is from the annotation of a GenBank genome assembly. NCBI's taxonomy places the organism in Eukaryota, Pelagophyceae, Pelagomonadales, Pelagomonadaceae.
AUGGCCGAAGUUCCCGUCCAAAACGAUGCUCCGGUCAUCUCGGAGUCCGAUUUGGUGAGUAAGGUGCAGAUCGAGCCGACGACGGAGAAGCGCCCGCGCGAGGAGGUGUUCACCCGAGUCCGCCACCCUUCAGCCUGGAGAAAACGCAAAAAAAACGCGCGUGCCACCAAAAACUGACUCGUCGACACCCGCGCAGCCCUCUGUCGAGCAGGCCGCGGCCGCCAUGCAAGCGUUAGUCCGCGCGCCGGCCCCGGCCCCGAGCGUCCCGGCCCCGCCCGAGUCGCCGCGCCAGGCCGACGAGGAACGCAACCGCGAACGCAACCGCGGCUACGCGCGCGCCUACCGCGAGCGCAAGCGCCUCAAGCUCCAGACGCUCGAGAACUGCCGCCAGGAGCUCCUCAAGGAGAACGCGCGGUUAUUGGAAGAGGCGCAGGCGCGCGACCGCAAGGAGGCGGCCCUGAGCGCCGAGCGCGACGCCGCGCGCGACCGCCUCGCGCGCGUCGAGGCCGAGAACCGCGCGCUGCGGGCCUGGAUCCACCAGCUCAACGCGCCGCCGGCGCAGAUGGCGCUCAAGCAACCGAUGAUGGGCAUGGGCGUCGCCCUGGAUCCGCAGGUGCCGCGGCGCGCGGUCCUCGUGCCCCGCGACGCCGUGCCCGUCAGCGAGUAG